Molecule: messenger RNA, 279 nt
Organism: Podarcis lilfordi (Lilford's wall lizard)
Lineage: Eukaryota; Metazoa; Chordata; Lepidosauria; Squamata; Lacertidae
Source: the annotation of a GenBank genome assembly
AUGGCUGACUUGACAUUGCUGGGAGCUAACAACUUCCGCCGCUUCACUCCCGAAUCCUUGGUUGCCAUUGAGAAACGCAUUGUGGCCAAGAAAGCAUGCAGAGACCCACCCCCUGCAGAGAAGCCACGCCCUCAGCUUGACCUACAGGUAUUCCAGAAGCUGCCUGCCCUGUAUGGAAACCCUCCUCUGGAGCUCAUUGGAGAACCUCUUGAGGAUCUUGACCCCUACUAUCAUGAUCAUAAGGUGAAGAAAUGUUUUGUGGCCCAUAGGCUUUGGUAA